AUGGCUCCAAAGGCCCGAGACGGUGCGUAUGUCGAGAAAAGGAAGGAGUCUCUUUCUCUUCAGAAAUUCUUAAAACAAGAGGACGAAAGGAAGAAGUUCUUCCAGGACCUUGCAAAAAGGAUUGACGAAGAUGACGUGGACUUGGCCCGUCUCAAGCUAGAUUUGAUUGAGGAAAGAAGUUCGCGCGCUCGUUACCAGACAGAGAUCGAGAUACUGAGCAAGCAGAUUACCGAGUACCAGCAGGGCGUACAAAACAAUUCUUACGUCGCGCUCCUCAUUGAUGGUGACGGUGCCAUCUUCCAUGAAUCGUUUCUGGAGAAGCCUGCUCAUGGUGCUGCCGAGGCUUGCCGGCGGCUGAAUGAAAACAUCAAGAACCAUCUCAAGUCAACAGGUGAAAAAGAGGAUCUGCCCGUCUUCGCUCGCAUUUAUGCCGAUCUUGACAAUCUGGCGACUGCGGUUCACCAAUCCGGAAUUGUUGACUACAAGGAGAAGGUCUCCAGAUUUUUCGAGCACUUCACUAAUAGCUGUGCUGAGUUCGAGUUUAUCAAUGUCGGUUUUGGUAAAGAGAACGCAGAUUGCAAGAUGAGAAAAUCUUCUCUAACUCCAGAAAUGCUCAAAUAUUAUUACACCGACCCUCGGUGCGAGAGAAUCUACUUUGUCGGCUGCCAUGACGGAGGCUACGGCCACGAUCUCAAGAACUAUCUCAACAGCCGUGACGAGCCAAAGAAGCGCAUCUUCCUGGUUGAAACAACCCCCGCGCUCCGCUUGAUCAAGUGGCUCGGUUUUGACAUCAUCAGUUUUGGUGAUGUCUUUAGAAAGGAGCCUCUCCCAACCGAAGACACCCCUUUCUUUAAGGUUUCAGCGAGCCUCGUCAGUUCGAAUCGAGCCAGCGAUCGGGAGAUUCUGCCAAAAGAGGACCCGGCUUGCCCCCCAAGCCCCUCGACGAUGGUCGGGUCUCCAAUCCUGGAUGUGGCCGUGCCUGUCAAGCAGGUAUUUCGCAUCAGGGUCCCACCGAGCCACGCAUCAUCAGCAAGCGGCGAUGGCUUUCCCCCCGCCAUCCUCCCGCCAGCAAGGUCCGGGAAAUACGUCUACUUCAACAAGAAUGGAGCUCGACUAGACCCCGACCUGGACGAACCCAGCCAGCAGGCCAGGGAUUCAUACAUGGGGAAGCUUGCUGCAAUGAAGGCCCGCGAAACGAAACAAAAGGUCUUCUGCAACGCGUGGUAUUUGAAUGGCCAAUGUCGCUGGGCAGAGGAAUGCGAAAAGGUGCACAGCGUGGAUCUCACAGAAGAGGAGAUCCUGGUCCAUAGGGAGAGGGCCCGUAGCUCUCUUUGCUACAACGGGGUGAAGUGCGAGGAUUCCGAUUGUAUCCUCAGCCAUCACUGUCCCAAGCACGUAAAUUGCCGCAGAAAGCUCUCUUGCAAGUUCAUUACGAAGGAGGGGGAUCUGCAUUACGACAAAGCGUCCCUGAAGAUUAUGUAA
This is a messenger RNA of Clonostachys solani, 1482 nucleotides long. NCBI's taxonomy places the organism in Eukaryota, Fungi, Ascomycota, Sordariomycetes, Hypocreales, Bionectriaceae. The record is from the annotation of a GenBank genome assembly.